This is a messenger RNA of Dunckerocampus dactyliophorus (ringed pipefish), 6271 nucleotides long. RefSeq names its product integrin, alpha 7 (gene itga7). Lineage: Eukaryota; Metazoa; Chordata; Actinopteri; Syngnathiformes; Syngnathidae. Gene Ontology annotation, biological process: integrin-mediated signaling pathway; cell-matrix adhesion; cell adhesion mediated by integrin. The transcript is spliced from 26 exons. Gene Ontology annotation, cellular component: external side of plasma membrane; integrin complex. Gene Ontology annotation, molecular function: integrin binding. The coding region runs from base 145 to 3648 and encodes 1167 amino acids. The record is from RefSeq and is a predicted model, not a curated record.
CCCAGCCUGCUGCUGCUGCUGCUGCGUCCUCACACUGACUGCACCUCCCAAAAAAACAGCAACAAAAAGAGGAUUUCCCCGCCACAGGAGGAGCAGGAUUUCCUCUUCUUUUGGCCUCACUGGAAGCUCUUCAUCUAUCUGGCCAUGGAAGCCGUACUAGGAUUGGGACAUGCUGGUUGGAACUCCCUCCCCUCCUGUGGGUGUCCUCCUCGGGCUCCAAAGACCAGCGUCCUCUGGCUGCUGUGGACUCUGCUGACCCACGUGUGGGCUUUCAACUUGGAUACUACUCACACCCUGCACAAACUGGGUGACCGUGGGACCUUUUUUGGCUUCUCUCUUGCACUUCAUCAGCAGCUUACACCAGAACCUCAAAGCUGGAUCCUGGUCGGGGCGCCACAGGCAGCAGGUCAGGGUCCCUUGCGGGGCAGUCGACCGGGAGCCCUAUUCAAGUGUCCAAUCACACCAGAGGAGUAUGACUGUGAGAGGGUGGACAUUGAUGGUGAAGUGAGUCUAAGCAGAGAGAACAAAGACAACCAGUGGCUGGGAGUCACCGUCAAGAGUCAGGGCAUUGGAGGCAAGGUGGUGACUUGCGCUCACCUCUACGAGCUCAGGCAACGUGUGCACCAACCCUCGGAGACACGCGACCCGAUUGGACGCUGCUACGUCCUGAGCGAAGACCUGACGGAGCGAGAUGACCUGGACGGAGGGGAGUGGAAAUUCUGUGAGGGUCGGCCGCAGGGUCACGAGCAGUUUGGAUUCUGUCAGCAGGGUCUUGCCGUCAGUUUUACCCCAGACAACAACUUCAUUCUGUUUGGGGCGCCCGGGACCUACAACUGGAAAGGUGAAAUGCGCGUGCAGCUGCUAAACCAGACUCUGCUCGACCUCGGUUUCUAUGACGACGGACCCUACGAGGUGGCAGAUCAGAAACAGCUAAAUGCCCAGCUCAUCCCUGUGCCCUACCACAGUUACCUGGGGCUCUUGUUCAUGGCUAGCCCCGUUGAAGAUGCUCUGCUGUACAAAACUCUGGAGCCCUCCAGGAAGCCUACAGCCUUUGAGGAUGUAGCCCAUAAUAGCUACUUAGGCUUCUCUGUGGACUCGGCCGUGGGAAUAAUGAACCUCGGGGAGCUGACCUUUGUGGCAGGUGCACCCCGGGCCAAUCAUACGGGGGCGGUGGUGCUGCUACGUAAAGACAACGUCUACCGCUUGGUGCCGGAGCACAUUUUCUGGGGGGAGGAGCUGGCGUCUUCCUUCGGAUACUCGGUAGCGACCACCGAUCUCAACAAUGACGGCUGGACCGACCUGAUUGUGGGUGCUCCGAAUUUCUUCGACCGCAAAGCAGAGAUUGGCGGCGCCGUCUACGUGUACCUCAACCCCUUUGGUCACUGGGACGAUCAGGCUCGGCCCAUCCGUCUCAACGGGACGUACGAUUCCAUGUUUGGCAUGACGGUCAGCAACAUAGGAGAUCUGGACCAGGAUGGAUACGGAGAUAUCGCCGUUGGAGCUCCAUUUGAUGGAGACGGCAAGGUGUUCAUCUACAGGGGUUCAGAUGCGGGGAUUGAAACAAAACCUGCUCAGGUCCUGGAUGGUCGAGACUUUGAUGUGAGGCGUUUUGGAUACUCUAUCUCAGGUGGCCUGGACAUUGAUGAGAACCACUAUCCAGACAUCGCCGUGGGCUCCCUCAAUAAUUCCGUUGUGCUCUUCAGGUCUCGUCCAGUCAUUCACGUGAUCCGAGAGAUAUCUAUCGACCCACAGUACAUUGAUCUGGCCCAGUACAACUGCAAGGGCAGAGAUGGAGUCUGCAUCGAAGUUAAGGCCUGCUUCAUCUUCACCGCCCACCCAGUCCACUACUCACCUCAUAUAACCCUGGUGGUACGCUUUGAAGCUGACACCGAGCGCAGGAAAUUGGGCCUGCCGCACCGUGUCAACUUCCUGGGUCGCAGUUCCCUGGAGCCCGAGUACACUCAGACCGAGGAAGUGGAGUUGCAUCGCCAGAAGCACCCGGCGUGCACCACAGCUGUUUUCCAGCUCCAUGAGAACAUCCGAGACAAGCUGCGCCCCAUUUCCUUGGCCAUAACCCACACCAUCAAACCUGUGCCUCCUCGCAGACACUCGGGAUCCAAGAGGCUGGAGAGACUGCCUCCCGUGCUCAACGUGUCCCCCUCCAACACGCUGCACUCGGAGGUGAACUUCCUACGUGAAGGAUGCGGCGCCGACAAAAUCUGUCAGAGCAACCUGAAGCUGAGCUACCGCUUUGGAACGCGACCCCUGACCUCUGACGUUUUCACCCCCCUGCCAAAGGACGAGGAUGACGUCCAGGUGUUCUCCUUGUCCGACCAGCGCCUUGUGGUGCUGGAGAUCACCGUCACCAACAUGCCCUCUGACCCUCUCAACCCCGAGGAGGACGGGGACGACGCCCAUGCCGCCCAGCUGCUCAUCUCGCUUCCAAAAACUCUGUCCUACUCCGGGUCCAGGGUGCCCUCCCAGAUGAGGUGUCAAGCCAACCAGAAUGGCUCUGAAGUAGAAUGUGACCUUGGGAACCCUGUCAAACGAAACACCAAGUUAAAAUUCUCCAUCAACCUGAGCACCGCCAACAUCACCAUCGAAACCACAGAGUUAACUGCCGAUCUCCAGCUGACGACAAUCAGUGAGCAGCCUGGCUUGGUGCCGAUCACUGCAAUGGCGAAAGUAGUGAUAGAGCUCCCCCUGUCUGUCAGUGGGCUGGCGCGUCCUCACCAGUUGUUCUUCAGCGGGGCCGUUAAGGGCGAGAGCGCCAUGAGCAGCCUGGAGGACGUGGGCAGCCCUGUUGACUUUGAGUUUGUGGUGGCCAAUCCAGGCCAGACUCUGCAAACACUUGGCUCCGCCUUCCUCAACAUCCUGUGGCCUCACGAGCUGGCCAACGGGAAGUGGCUGCUGUACCCGGCCAGCUUGAACUUCGAGGGUCAUUCGGCCUCUCACUGCACUCCCAUGGGGGCUGUGAACCCUCUGGGUCUGCAUGAACCCUCACCUGUGGAACCUCUGCAGGCUGUCAAUCACACAGCUGGACGAGCACGCCGCUCCCACCCGGACCACGAAGGUGAAGAGAUGACCAAAGGCAGCGUGAGGCGCACCUCUCCAGCCGUGGCCGCGUCAGAGAGGCGCAAGUCGCUUAAACUGGACUGUCUCCUGGGGUCAGCACGCUGUGUUCUCUUCCAGUGUCCCCUCCACAGCUUCUCCGGUCAGGCGAUGCUCAGCAUCCAUGGCAGGCUGUGGAACAGCACCUUCAUCGAGGAGUUCCCAGCAGUCAGCGCUCUGGAGCUACUGGUCAGAGCGGAAAUCACUGUGAAGUCCACCAUCAAACAUCUGGUCCUCAAGGAUGCUGCUGCGCAGGUUCCAGUGAUGAUCUAUCCAGAGCCUGGUCUAGUGGACCAGUACUCCAUCCCCUGGUGGAUCAUCCUCAUUGCAGUCUUGGCUGGCAUCCUCCUCCUGACCCUGCUGGUCUGCAUAUUGUGGAAGUGUGGUUUCUUCCAGCGGGCCCACCUCAAAGACAAGCUGCCUCAGUACCACGCCGUGAAGAUCCCCCGCCAGGACCGCCCCCAGUUCCAGACGGAGAAGUCUGGCCUUCAUACAAAAAAGGAAUGGGCCACACACUGGAGCGACGGGACCUCAUAAGUCCCGCCCACCACCUUUACAAAAUGUGUCAUUGUGAUUGAAACUAAUGGACUAAAAUAAAUGUGCGGCUUGGCACCCCCCCAGUGACAAAGACGGAAUUACGUGAGGAUGUCACAAUCUGCCAUCAGUGUGUAUGGACACACGGACAAGUACUAGAAGAAUCGAUAGUGACGAUGGUGAAGAGGCCACUUCCUGUGGCAAGGACUACUUUUUUUUUGCCUUAAUUGCUGUAGGACUGACUACCCGUACGGGAUAUUUUUUUAUACAACUGAUCUCUCUUAGCUUAGGCGUUGGAAAAUGUGGCGUCGAGUUUUUAGUUGCCAACCAAACUUUUUUUUUAAAUUGUGGGAAAUGUCGUUCAAAAUCGACAAUAGUAGCAGUUUCCUGUGACCUAGAAGCGACUUUGUGCGCUGUCACUCAGCCACACGCUGUCCUGCAUUCAGGUAAUUUCCAGCGUCUGUUGUGAUGUAUGUCGGACAGUGACAAAUGCGAAGUGUCGGAUGUUGAAUUUGACAUACCUCGGUUAUGACUCACUUAGGCUAGGUGGAAAAUUACCAGGUUGACUUUGACGUUUUGUGCCAUUUAUACAAAACAGCAACACAGAAAAAAGAUAAAAGAUGAACGCAUGCCAAAUUGUGUGAAAGGGGCUAAAGUCAUUUACGGGUGCUAAACUUCACACCCCUGUCCCGGCAUUGUGGAAUUCCCUUACACACAGGUGUUGUCCCGCUUCUUUUAUGGCUCUGAAACGACCUCAAAAAGGUGUAAAGUUGCCAGGUUGACCUGCGUCACGUUUCGUGUCAGUGCUGUUUAUACAGAACAGUGACACAACAAAAAGGCAGAAAAAGGCCUGCUUUAACAGGCUAGGUGGGGCCAUUCAUCUGAACAGCAACAACUGCUUUCAACACAACAGGCCGGGAGAUUCAAGUCUGUGGUUGCCAGCUUUUACAGACUGUGUGAAAGGGGCUAACGUCAUCUACGGGUGCUAAACGUCACGCCCCUGUCCCGACAUUGUGGAAUUCCCUCACACACAGGUGUUGUUCCGCUUCUUUUAUGGCUCUUAGACGACCUCAAAAAGGUGUAAAGUUGCCAGGUUGACCUACGUCCUGUUUCGAGUCAGUGCUGUUUAUACAGGAGAGUGACACAGAAAAAAAAGCAGACCUAGAGAAGCACUCGGAGAGCACAGACCUCCGCCAAGCACCAUAGUUCCCCCCCACACCAAAAUAAUCAUCCCACAUUUUUUGGAUCAGUCUUUGAUAUUUUGUACAACCCGUUAGAAACUUUGCCUGUAUUUUUUUUUCCAAGCGCUCUGACCAUUUUUUGUGGUGGCACAAAUGCCAAAAAUGGUCCUAUCUCGCAAUGUCAGAGAAUCCUUUAAAAAAUUCCUGCAUCCAGACGGUGAUCCGGAUCGCCCCCAAAAUUGAAUCAGCUCUUCCAUAUCCCGUUUCCGACAAUUCAUCCCAUCCAAAUCCAUUCAGAACUUUUCAAGCUAUUUUUACCAGACAAACAGAUAAACGAAAACAUAACCUCGCCCUUUGCGCUGCGCUUGGCGGAUAAAAAUGCCUGCUGUUUCCGGCUGUGCGAAGAACAGCAACAAUAGCUUCUGCACACACAAGUACAAGACUUAAGUGUCUGGUGUGAAAGGGGUUAAAGCCAUUGAUUCAGAAGGAAAUCCUUUAAACGUUCAGGGGAUUAUUAUGCAACAUCAAAGCAAAAAACAACACAAACGACUCUAAUGUUGACUGACAUAAGUCGACGAGGCACAUGAGGUCAAAGUUCAAAUCAGUGCAUGUUUGUUUUGGCCCGUUUUCUACACUUUUCAACAAGUACUCGUACAACCUAUGGGGUUAUUUGUCUCUGUCACAUAAAUUUUCAAUGGUUUAAAUGUCGGAAUGUGAGAUGUUUUGUUUUAUCUUCAAUCCAAGACAACACUGCCGUCUAAAAGAGGCACAUUUUUAUUUUGUAUUAAUGUAACGUUCAAGAUCUCAUGUCGCGUACGUCGAUAUUUGGCUAGCCGAUUGAGGGGUUUAUUGCCGUCAUGGCGGCGGCCAGAAAAAACAAAUAUGUCCGUCCUAAACUGUCAUCUGUAGAUCGGGGUUUGACAGUUCAGAUGCGCAGUGUUGAAUAGGUAUCCUUGCUCAGUGCAAACACUGGUAUAUAUGAGGUUUUGAUGUUUUUAACUGAGUUGUACGGCAAAAAAAAGAAACUUUUAUGCGUGAUUGUAUCAACCUGCUUGUCACUAAUUGUAUUUGUUCAACAGACAGUGAAUUGCAUGCAAAGUGCCUUAAGCAUCCAAGCACACAUGUUGUGAGGUUGUGACAUCAUGCGCGAGUGACGUGUUGGAUGGAUGACACGGAGGCAAAAAGCAUGACGAGUCCCCGCUUGUGUUUUUAGGUAUUGCUGGACAAUCUUCUUCAGUCCCUCUUGGCUGCAUGAUGAAACCCCCCAAACCCCUACUAAUGCCCUCCUUUAUCCACUGUCACGAGUCAGCAAUUUAUUUAUUUUUGUGUGUGGUGGCAUUGUGUGGUAACAUUGUAAAUACAAAUUAAAGGAAACAAACUAAGACUUUCACAAAGUGUCUGCUAUUAGACACAACACAAUCGAAUUGUUCAUUUUUUUUCCCACA